GCUGUCCGCGCCCGCCGGAGGCCCGACGGUUCCUGCCGCGCUUCCUGCUCAGCGUCUCCACGGGGCAGCGCCCCGGCCUGCGGCAUGUCUCGGCGGCGGCACAGCGACGAGAACGACGGAGGACAACCUCACAAAAGGAGAAAGACCUCUGAUGCCAAUGAAACUGAAGAUCAUUUGGAAUCUUUAAUAUGCAAAGUAGGGGAAAAGAGUGCCUGCUCUUUGGAGAGCAACCUGGAAGGCUUGGCUGGUGUUUUGGAAGCUGAUCUUCCUAACUACAAGAGCAAGAUCUUAAGGCUUCUUUGUACAGUUGCACGUCUAUUACCUGAGAAGUUGACAAUUUAUACAACAUUAGUUGGACUCCUCAAUGCUAGAAAUUACAACUUCGGUGGAGAAUUUGUAGAAGCCAUGAUUCGUCAACUUAAAGAAUCAUUGAAAGCAAACAAUUAUAAUGAAGCUGUAUAUUUGGUCCGUUUUUUAUCUGAUCUUGUGAACUGUCAUGUCAUUGCUGCCCCAUCAAUGGUUGCUAUGUUUGAAAAUUUUGUAAAUGUAACUCAGGAAGAAGAUGUGCCUCAGGUGCGACGGGAUUGGUACGUGUAUGCGUUUCUAUCAUCUUUGCCCUGGGUUGGAAAGGAGUUGUAUGAAAAAAAAGAUGCAGAAAUGGACCGCAUCUUUGCCAACACUGAAAGCUAUCUUAAAAGACGACAGAAGACUCACAUGCCCAUGUUACAAGUAUGGACUGCUGAGAAACCACAUCCCCAAGAAGAGUAUUUAGAUUGCCUGUGGGCCCAGAUUCAGAAAUUGAAAAAGGAUCGCUGGCAGGAGCGGCACAUCUUAAGACCUUAUCUUGCCUUUGACAGCAUCCUGUGUGAAGCACUACAGCACAAUCUGCCUCCUUUCACACCACCUCCCCACACUGAAGAUUCAGUGUACCCAAUGCCUAGGGUCAUCUUCAGAAUGUUUGAUUAUACAGAUGAUCCUGAGGGUCCUGUAAUGCCAGGGAGUCAUUCAGUGGAGAGAUUUGUAAUAGAAGAGAAUCUUCACUGCAUAAUUAAGUCCCACUGGAAAGAAAGGAAGACUUGUGCUGCACAGCUAGUGAGCUAUCCAGGGAAGAACAAGAUCCCCUUGAACUACCACAUAGUUGAGGUGAUCUUUGCAGAACUAUUUCAACUUCCAGCACCCCCUCACAUUGAUGUGAUGUAUACCACACUUCUCAUUGAACUGUGCAAACUUCAGCCUGGCUCUCUGCCCCAAGUUCUUGCACAAGCAACUGAAAUGUUAUACAUGCGUUUGGACACAAUGAAUACUACAUGUGUAGACAGGUUUAUUAACUGGUUUUCUCAUCAUCUAAGUAACUUCCAGUUCCGUUGGAGCUGGGAAGAUUGGUCAGAUUGUCUUACUCAAGAUCCUGAAAGUCCCAAGCCAAAGUUUGUAAGAGAAGUUCUAGAAAAAUGUAUGAGGUUGUCUUACCAUCAGCGUAUAUUAGAUAUUGUUCCUCCUACAUUCUCAGCUCUAUGUCCUGCAAACCCAACCUGCAUUUACAAGUUUGGAGAUGAAAGUAGCAAUUCCCUUCCUGGACAUUCUGUUGCCCUUUGUUUAGCUGUUGCCUUUAAAAGUAAAGCAACCAAUGAUGAAAUCUUCAGCAUUCUGAAAGAUGUACCAAACCCUAACCAGGAUGACGAUGAUGAUGAAGGAUUCAGUUUUAAUCCAUUGAAAAUAGAGGUCUUUGUGCAGACUCUGCUACAUUUGGCAGCCAAAUCACUCAGCCACUCCUUCAGCGCUCUCGCAAAGUUUCAUGAAGUCUUCAAAACUCUAGCUGAAAGUGAUGAGGGAAAGCUACAUGUUUUAAGAGUUAUGUUUGAGGUCUGGAGGAACCAUCCACAGAUGAUUGCUGUACUAGUGGAUAAGAUGAUUCGUACACAGAUUGUUGAUUGCGCUGCAGUAGCAAAUUGGAUCUUCUCUUCAGAAUUAUCUCGUGACUUUAUUAGAUUGUUUGUUUGGGAAAUCUUGCAUUCCACCAUUCGUAAGAUGAACAAACACGUUCUGAAGAUCCAGAAAGAACUAGAAGAAGCUAAAGAAAAACUUGCAAGGCAACACAAACGGCGAAGUGAUGAUGAUGACAGAAGCAGUGACAGGAAGGAUGGGGCUCUUGAGGAACAAAUAGAAAGGCUACAAGAAAGAGUGGAAUCUGCUCAGAGUGAACAAAAGAACCUCUUCCUUGUCAUAUUUCAGCGUUUCAUCAUGAUCUUGACCGAGCACUUAGUACGAUGUGAAACUGACGGGACCACUGUGUUAACACCAUGGUAUAAGAACUGUAUAGAGAGGCUCCAACAGAUCUUCUUACAGCAUCACCAAAUAAUCCAGCAGUACAUGGUGACCUUGGAGAACCUGCUCUUCACUGCUGAAUUAGACCCUCAUAUCUUGGCUGUGUUCCAGCAGUUCUGUGCCCUACAGGCCUAAGGGUUAUUUCCCCCCCUUGUGUUAAGAAUAAUUUCUUAUUUUUUUGAUGGUUUGAAUGCUUGCUUUCUUGUAGUAUCCUUUUUCUUAUUAAAGGAAACAAAGGGAAGGAGGACAGUAAAGAAUGUGGCAUUGAUUACCGUAAUUGCCCCCAAAAACGCAAAUAUUCCCUAAUGACAAUAAUGUGACGAUGAACCUAGGCUGUUUAUAUAUGUGACAGAUACAACUUUUUUGCAAGUUUUCCUUAAGGCACAAAGGUAACUGAUUUGAGAUGUAAGACACGAGCGGGCAAGCUUACAUAGUAGUCUGUAGAACUGAUGGGUUUAUUACCAAGUAGCGUACCUUUUCACAAUUCAUGGAUAACCCAACAUGGCUGAAAUAAAACUAAAAUAUGUUUUUUAAACUUUGGUAUUUCAUGAUUUAUCAUCUCAAUCUGUUUUAAAAUGAGUGAUUUCUUACUGAGGGUGUACUUAGCUCCAUUUGAAAUUUCCUCUUCAACAUAUUUUUCACUGUAGUGUUUUAAGAUAGUAGUUACUAAAAAGUACUGAGAGUGGUAGUUCCCCAGUUUGUUUGAACAGAAGUCACUUGGGUACCUAUAAAGUUUGGGUUUUAAUCAAACCACAAUCUCUGGGGGACAGACAUCAGUAGUUCUUAAGGUUCCCCAGGUGAUGGCUGAUGGCAAUGUGCAGACAAAUUUGGGAACUAUUACCUUAAAGUAUCUGGUCAUUUCCUCUUGUCUCUGAAACGUUCUUCAAAGGUCAUAUAUAGUGAGUGACAUGUGAAAGUAGAACUAGAAGUAGUUAGAUUGGGUAAAACUAAACAUGGAAUUAGAUGUAGAUUAAAGUUUGUUUCUGUGGAACCUGGUCCAAGUACCUACUAAUUCCUGAGCCAUUUUCCUAGUGAUCUUGCAGUUUAAAAUAAUAUGAGUGCACUGUGAAGGAGCAAACAGGAAUAAGGGAUUAUAUCUGACUUCCCAAAUUUCUAUCAUUUAGACUUUUUUCAUUAAACCUUAGAAAAACCUUAUAAAUAAUCCCACAACAGAAAGUAUUUCUGUGCAUUUGUACUACAGGAUUUUUAUGCUGAUUAUAAAUUUACAAUGCAUUAAGCACUUUCCAUAUCAUUACAUGGUCUGUUUGCUUUAACCAUGUGUCUAGUGGGUACAGGACAUAGUCUUCCCAGUAGAUGGGAAUUCCUAGGAUUUUUAAAUAGCAUCCCAUUUAAGAAAUAAUUUAUUCACAGAUUAAGGUUUUAUGGCAAGACACUAGCAGGAACGGGACUAAAGCCCAGGUUUGUAGCUAAAUAUUGUUUGUUUCUACAGUGCUUCUUCCCUAACUAUGUAAUAGUUAGAAAUGUCUCCUGUAAGACCAAAGGAUAACCAUUUAAGGCUUAGUAACAUUACCUGAAUGUGAAUUCAGAUAAUCCUUUCAUAACAUAUUGCAAAGUCUGGCUAAACUUGCUUGAUCCAAAUUCUAGAGGAAUUUCUACAUUUCCAUUUCCUGUCUCUUGAAACCUCUCUUAAUGAAUGGGUGCUUCGAACAACUAUUGACUGAUGUGGCCCUGGUCUGUACCAGUCUGGCUAGGUAUAUGGAAAACUGAGCUGGAGACUGAAUCUUGAAGAAAUAAAGGUGCUAUAGCAAACAUUCGACAGUUACUUUCUCCACUAUGGAAGCCCUCAUA
This is a messenger RNA of Talpa occidentalis (Iberian mole), 4131 nucleotides long. It is a transcript of the gene NCBP1, whose product is annotated as nuclear cap binding protein subunit 1. Gene Ontology annotation, cellular component: nucleus; nuclear cap binding complex. Gene Ontology annotation, molecular function: mRNA binding; RNA cap binding; protein binding. The coding region runs from base 85 to 2457 and encodes 790 amino acids. The transcript is spliced from 23 exons. The record is from RefSeq and is a predicted model, not a curated record. NCBI's taxonomy places the organism in Eukaryota, Metazoa, Chordata, Mammalia, Eulipotyphla, Talpidae. Gene Ontology annotation, biological process: nuclear-transcribed mRNA catabolic process, nonsense-mediated decay; mRNA export from nucleus; regulation of mRNA processing.